AGGGCGGCGGGAUGGCGAGUGGAGCAGAGCAGGGAAAGGCCACGAUGAACAAGAAGAACUCUUCGUUGCCGGUUUUGCUUGGUAAGCGGGUUCUACUGAGCAACACAAAGGAGAACAGCCAACCUGACCAGAAGAAGAUGCGGAGGGACGUGGAGCCAGUCAAACCCAAGGCAGCAGCCACCGUUACCUUUAGCAAGAGGCCUGUUGUUGCAUCCACCAGGCCAACACUGUCCAAGCCAGCACCCAUUCGAAAAGCUUCCACUGUUGCUGCUGGUCCUUCCAGAGCCCUAGGUAGAGCAAGCCAGCAGCGCCCUUCGGACCUCAAGGGCAAGGUCAGCAAUACAGAUGGCAAGAGUCACAACAAGGUCAAGACGGUUCACCAGGAGAACAAGGAGCUAAAGGGUUCAGUUGCCCAGAUGCAGCAGAGAGGGGCGGAGCUGAAGCAAGAAUUGGACAAACAGAGAAAUUUGAUCAGUGAGUACGAGGUGGAGCUGAAGGCUUUGUUAGGGGUCAAGGAGGAACUGGAAAAAACCAUCAGUGACAAGAACAACCUCCAGAGGGACCUUUCCAACCUGCAUGACAAGUACAAGGCCAUGGAGACCCUCCGAGAUAGCCAGGAGUUGGAGCUUCAGACUCUCAAGAUGAAACUGUCAGUGCAGGAGUCCACUUUGGCCCAGCUCCAGGCCACCCUCAGAGACAGGGAAGAAGAUAUCCGGUCUUUCCAGGAGACCGUUGGCAACCAGAGGGAUGCAAUCCAUGCUGGCGAGCUAGAGCGCAGGCAGCUCCACAACACCAUCCAGGAACUCAAGGGUAACAUCAGGGUGUUUUGCAGAGUUCGCCCUCAGGUAGGAGGAGGCCUGAGUGAGCACAUCCAGCUCCCUGGCAGUGACAACAAGACGACGUUGACGCUAAUAAAGACUGAGGAGUCUCAUACAGGCCAAGCGGGAGACACUCAGAAGAAAUACAACUUCACAUUUGACAAGGUGUUUGGACCCCAUGCUUCCCAGCAGGAGGUCUUUGAGGAGAUCUCACUGCUGGUGCAGUCGGCGCUAGACGGCUACAAUGUUUGCUGCUUUGCCUAUGGCCAGACAGGGAGCGGCAAGACCUACACCAUGGAAGGAGGAGACCUGGAGGAGACCGGGGGGGUCAUUCCCCGAGCUGUGCAGCAGGUCUUCAGGGCUUCCAAGACGCUGAGGGAGCAAGGCUGGGAGUUCUCCUUCACGGUGAGCUUUCUGGAGAUUUACAAUGAGACCCUGCGAGACCUUCUGUACACUGGCAUGGCCAGCAAGAGGCCGGAGCUGGAUAUGCGCAAGUCAACCAAUAACGAGGUGACGGUCACCAACAUCAACUACAAGAAGGUCACCUCUGAGGACCAGGUGUUUGCCUUGAUUGACUUGGCAAAGAAGAACCGUUCUACAGGACAGACCAACCUCAACGACUGCUCUUCUCGCUCCCACUCGGUCUUCAAGCUGGACAUAGAGGGCGAGCACGCCGGCAGGGACAUCAAGUGCAAGUCCUCUCUGUGCCUGGUGGACCUGGCCGGCAGUGAGCGCAUGGUGAAGAGCCAGUCUCAGGGGGAGCGUUUCAAAGAGAUGACGGCCAUCAACGGCUCCCUGUCUCACCUGGGCAUCGUCAUCACCGCCCUGGCCAACAAGGAGAGUUAUGUUCCAUACAGGAACUCCAAGCUGACCUACCUGCUGCAGGGCUGCCUGGGGGGAAACAGCAAAACCCUCAUGUUCGUGAACAUCGCUCCAGAGCCGGACAACUUUGGAGAGACGCUGAACUCUUUGAGGUUCGCGUGCAAGGUGAACAACUGCGUCAUUGGGACCGCUAAUUCCAACAGGAAGUAG
This is a messenger RNA of Lampris incognitus (smalleye Pacific opah), 1850 nucleotides long. RefSeq names its product carboxy-terminal kinesin 2-like. The transcript is spliced from 17 exons. Gene Ontology annotation, biological process: microtubule-based movement. Lineage: Eukaryota; Metazoa; Chordata; Actinopteri; Lampriformes; Lampridae. The record is from RefSeq and is a predicted model, not a curated record. Gene Ontology annotation, molecular function: microtubule binding; ATP binding; microtubule motor activity. The coding region runs from base 12 to 1850 and encodes 612 amino acids.